Messenger RNA from Aspergillus ruber CBS 135680, 1497 nucleotides. RefSeq lists its product as uncharacterized. The transcript is spliced from 6 exons. NCBI's taxonomy places the organism in Eukaryota, Fungi, Ascomycota, Eurotiomycetes, Eurotiales, Aspergillaceae. The coding region runs from base 157 to 1107 and encodes 316 amino acids. The record is from RefSeq and is a predicted model, not a curated record.
UGAAUAUGUAGAUUAAGCGAGGUAUGGCUAUUGUCUUUAAACGAGAUGCACGCCCCUGACACAGCCUUGUUGGCAUUGCAUACAUAGUAUCCUUGAAGAAGACCGUGAUCCAAGGUCGCCAAUUUUUUUUUAUCAUUGCAGGAACCUCAACCCAUAAUGAUAGACAAUCUGAUAGACAAUCCCUGGCUUUCUAUGGCCACGGCCCGAUUCGUAUCGCAGCAGGAAGGCCAGCAAUCGAAAAAGCACUCCAAGUCAAGCAAGCAGUCAAUCAUACAAGGUCUCAACCACCUUUACGCCCCACAUGACUUUGACAAAAAUCCAAACUACGUCGACAUCAUUGCCGUGCCCGGCCUCGGGUCGGAUAUGACAUAUACAUGGGUAUCGAAAGGCGUGCACUGGUUGCGUGACGAAUCCAUGCUGCGAAAGACCAUCCCUAAGGCAAGAAUAUCUGUCUUUGGCUAUCGGUCCCAAUGGUACGGAAAAGAUGCCGUAGAGAAUCGGCUGUCGACAAUCAGUCGCGAUCUUCUCGAUGCAAUCAAGAUGAAUCGACGCGAAUCCAAAUACAAAGACAGACCCAUUGUCUUUAUUGGACAUAGUCUCGGCGGGCUGGUCGUAUCGAAGGCUGUUACAACAGCAAAACGAGAGGCCGACAGCUUCAAAGGAGUCAUCGAUUGUAUCACGGCCUGUGUUUUUUUGGGAACGCCCUUCCGUGGCUCCGGGGCCCAGCAUUUGGCAAAAAUCAUCGGGAUGGCGGGCAGUGCCGUGGGACAAGCCAGCGAUAAUGAUCUAAUCCGAACGCUGAAGCCCAACUCCCAAGAGCUUCUUGAAUUGGCGGAUGAAUUCCUCGCGGAUGUGGGCAAGGUACAGAUCGAUGUGGUGUGCUACUUUGAGUUGGAGAAAACAAACGGGAUGAUUAUCGCCGACGAGAAAUCGUCGACCUUUGAAGGCAAGCCUCGAUAUUCCUGGGCUCGCACGCAUUCGCAAAUGAACAAGUUCGACGGGCCCAAGGACGGACAUUACCGCCAGUUAUCUGGAACCCUCAAAGAAUUUGCCAACCAGUCUUUCAAGAAAAUUAAGCUGCGACGGGAUGGUGAGUGUGCCUCGUAAAUUGUCCUCUGUGUAUUUAAUGAGCUUGCUACUAAAGAUAUUAAUUAUUUACAGCCGUCAAGCGAGAAAUGGUGGAUGAUGGCCAUGUGGAAAAAGUCCUGGAUGCCUUAGAAGUAAUUAACCCUAAAAAGGACCUGGAAACGAUUCGCCGUAGUAGGGGAUUCGAGAGAGGAAUAACAUCUUCAUGGAUCCAAAUGAGCCAGCAGUAUAUGUCAUGGAGGGAUGAGGACUGCUCUCACAAUGUCUGGAUUUGCGGUGGUGCUGGCAAAGGCAAGACCAUGGCUGCAAUGGCGAUGGUCGAAGACCUAGGCUGUCAAGCUGGGCGAGAGCCCGAAUCAAUGACAAUGGGGUAUUUCUUCUGCGAUGAGCACGACAAGGACAAGAGUAAUG